AUGGCAUCCCUGGAGGAGGAGCUGACCUGCUCCGUGUGCCGCGAUGUCUUCCACCAGGCCCCUCCUCUUCCCUGUGGGCACACCUUCUGCCCUGCAUGCAUCCGGGAGGCCUGGGGCCGAGGCAACGCAGGGCUAAAGGGGCGCUUCAACUGUCCCCAAUGUCAGGAAGAUCAAGGGGUGGUGGCGUGUGACUGCUGCCCUCCAGUAGGGGAGGGAGAGGAGGUACCGGUGGCAAUGAAAACCUGUUUACGCUGCGAGGUGUCUCUGUGUGCCGAGCACCUGCAGCCUCACCUGGAGCGUCCCGCCUUCAGCACACACCCGCUGGUGGAGCCACUGGGGGACCUGUCGCAUCGCAGGUGCCCCACCCACCAGGAGGUUUUUCGCUACUAUUGCGCCGACGAGAGAGUGUACGUGUGUGCGGACUGCAUACUGGAGGGACGCCAUGCACAGCAUCGAGUGAAAGGGCUGAAGAAGGUGGAGGAGGACCUGAAGGUCAUCCUUCAGAGCCUUCUCCAGAAAGCAGAGGAGAAGCUAAGGGAAGGUGAACAGAUCCUCCAAGAACACCAAAACACUGACCGCACCAUGAUGGACAUGUCGGCAGCGGACGACGCCCAUGUGGAGCGUCUAGGUAAUGCCCUGCAGGGGCAGGUGGAGAGGCUGGUGCAGGCUCUGAGGGUCAGCACCACGGCUGAGAGGCAGCAGGCCAUAGAGCGUAUCCAGGAGGACUGCUCCAGGGUGAAGGGAGACCUGAGCCAGACACAGGGCAUCCAGCACUACCUGGGCUCCCUGCUGGAAGAGACAGACCCUUUCCUACUCAUCUGGGCUUUUCAGUCUGACGACUCAAAGCUGCUAGCGGACCUGAACUGCCCACUGUACACCCCAGACCCUCUCAGCUUAGACAGGAAAUACAUCCUGGAGGACAUCGAGAGCAAGUACAAAGAGUUCAUUACUGAAACAUUACGCUGUCUCAGUGAACUCAAGAGAGAGCUCUUGACCAGUCCCUUGACCCUGGACACUAACUCUGCCCAUCCCCUCCUGAGUAUUUCUGGUGACCUGUGCUCAGCCAUGAGGGUCAAGACCCGCCUUCCAUGUGCUGCUCAUGUUGAGCGCUUCGACCACUGGGCCCAAGUCCUGACUGUCCAGACCUUCUCCUCAGGAACACACUACUGGGAAGUGGAGGCUGAAGGCUUCUGGGAUAUUUCCAUCACCUACAGAAGUAUUGGGCGGAAAGGCAAGGAGGGCAAUGCCUUCGGCAACAAUAAGAUGUCGUGGAGCUUAACACAGCAGCAUGACAAAAAGCUGGCUGUCUGGCACAACCGCAGAAAGAUCCGCCUCUCUACUCAGAUGUCGGGAAACCGGGUGGGUGUGGCCCUGGACUACGGGGCGGGCACUAUCACCUUCUCUGAGGUGGGCCCUUCCUCUGUCCUCAGCCAUCUGCACACCUUCAGCACCUCCUUCACACAGCCCGUGUGCAUGGGCUUUGGCUUAUACAAAGCUGAGCUCAACAGCAGGAUCUCCAUAGUGAAGGUGUAAAGAGGGAAUCAAGAACACGAAGCUUGGUAUAGUAUUGUGAGAAGUGAAUUGGAAUGCAUAAACAGAAUUUCACUGGUGAGAAUAUGCACAUUUUUACAUAGAACUGCAGUGCCCUGGACAUUUUCUAUUUUUGUUGUUAACGUUAAUUUAUCCAGACAUGUUUCAUUGCAUAUUUGGAAGCACUGUGAACCCAAAUAUUGGCAAUGCUAAGUUUGACCAUGGCAAAGGUGAAUGUUAGAGGACCUGAGGAAGAUGGACUUUUGCUUUCUUAUGAUCU
Molecule: messenger RNA, 1810 nt
Organism: Hypomesus transpacificus
Lineage: Eukaryota; Metazoa; Chordata; Actinopteri; Osmeriformes; Osmeridae
Gene: trim110
Product: tripartite motif containing 110
Exons: 7
Coding region: 1-1533 (510 amino acids)
Molecular function (GO): zinc ion binding; protein binding
Source: RefSeq, a predicted model, not a curated record